This is a messenger RNA of Neltuma alba, 1328 nucleotides long. RefSeq names its product beta carbonic anhydrase 5, chloroplastic. The coding region runs from base 78 to 1040 and encodes 320 amino acids. Gene Ontology annotation, biological process: carbon utilization. The transcript is spliced from 10 exons. Gene Ontology annotation, molecular function: zinc ion binding; carbonate dehydratase activity. The record is from RefSeq and is a predicted model, not a curated record. Lineage: Eukaryota; Viridiplantae; Streptophyta; Magnoliopsida; Fabales; Fabaceae.
UAAAUUUAUUUUGGGAGAUAAAAAUGGACACGGCGUGAGGAUGUGGGUGUAGGCUGCUGUAGACAGGAAGAGAAGAGAUGGUGUGGCUGAUCCGUGACCGCUCCAAAACUGGUUCACUUGUCCGAUCAACGUUUGCUCUUGUGGCUUCGUCUGUCCAUGGGGACUCCUCUUUGUGCUCACCCUUUUCUACUCCAAACAGUUUAUCCCUGGGUUUCUCAAGAACAAUGCCUCGCCCUAACUUCGCGAAAUGGGCAAGAAGUGAAGCAGCACUCUCGCCUUCGAUAAAGGAGAAACAACCAGUUGCUCCAAAUUAUCUUGGACUCAGUAAAGAGUAUAACGGCCCAAACCUUGGUCCCACAGUUGAAAAUGAUGAUAGACAGGACUUAUUUGGUGUGAUGAGACAGAGGUUUCUGAGUUUCAAGAACCAAAAAUACCUGAAAGAGUUGGAGCAUUUUCAAGCUCUUGCUGAAGCUCAGUCUCCAAAGUUCAUGGUAAUUGCUUGUGCAGACUCUAGGGUAUGUCCCUCUAACAUUUUAGGAUUUCAACCUGGAGAUGCCUUCAUGAUACGUAACAUCGCCAAUCUUGUUCCUCCCAUGAAGAAUGGAGCAACUGAGUGUAAUGCUGCUCUUGAGUUUGCUGUAACUAUUCUCAAGGUUGAAAAUAUUCUAGUUGUUGGUCAUAGCAAUUGUGCUGGAAUUGAAACGUUGAUGAAUAUACAAGAAGACGUCGAAUCGAGGAGCUUCAUUAACAAAUGGGUUGUUAAUGGGAAAGUUGCCAAGUCGAGGACAAAAGCUGCCACAGCUCAUCUUGGCUUUGGUAUGCGAUGCAGAUUCUGUGAGAAGGAGUCUCUAAACCAAUCACUAUUGAACUUGCUGAGUUACCCUUGGAUAGAAGAAAGAGUGAAAAAGGAGUUGCUUUCUCUUCAUGGAGGAUACUAUGAUUUUUCAAAUUGCUCCUUUGAGAAAUGGACACUUGAUUGGAGAGGAUGCAAUGUUAAAGAACGCAGUUAUAGUGUUAAAGACCAAGAAUUUUGGUGUUGAUGUUAGGGCGUUGUUCAUUGUGUCCCAAGAAGUCCUCAUGUUGGCCAUCAGACUCAAUUUGGGCCACAUCCUCAUUACCACAUGUUACUGCUGAUUGUUCAAGGCAUCGCCUUUCUCGAUAACAAAACUUGUAAACUAAUUAGCCCCCACUUCAAGACAAACCACUACACACUUAAUACCACUCUGUGCCUUACUCUAAAGCCAUUGGAAAAUAAGAAUUUAAUGUUAUUCAUUUUUUGUUUUGUAAAGGGACUUAAUAAUAUAGAUGAAAAAUUCGGAUGCAUCAAA